AUGCGCUCCGUAACGCCGCUGUCAGCGCCCAGGAUGAUGGAUCUGCCUCAGUUUCAAAGUAACCACAAGGAAAGUUUGUAUUGGGGCACUUAUAGACCAAAUGUGUACCUUGGAAUUCGUGCAAGAACCCCCCUGUCUCUAAUUGCUGGAUUGAUGUGGAUUGGCUUGAAAAAUGGACAAUACUUUCUUCGUCAUGUUUGCCAAGAUUCUGAUGAGCUGAGCACAUUUGGGUGGACAGCUCACAAUGGUAGGGAUUAUGGACGUCAAGUGCUGGUUGAUCAUGGCCUAUUCUUGACUACUAGUUUUCUGAAAGAGAAAGGAGAGAGCAGUGGUUAUGGUGGAGACUGGGCAGUUCGAUUGGACGCUAACAGCGAGAGGUCAGGCUUAAGUGAUGCUCAAGAAAGCACCACACAUCUUUUUUUCUACGUUGCUGAUGAAACUGGAAAUCAGAUCACUAUGGGUUCAUAUGAACCUUCAUCAAGAGGCCCUGUUCUUUUGGCAUCUGGGUCGCAUGAGGAGAUUGGUGAUUGGGAAUUGUACUUGAGAUCUGAGGCAAUGCAAACUGGAAACCUUAAUCUACCAGACAUUACUGAGGAUUCUUCAAAUAUAAUGGUCUAUCAGGUUUCCAUAAAGACUCCUGCUCAAAUAGACAUAGUAUUCUUGUCAGGGUCUUCCUCAAAGUCUCCAGUGAUUGAAGAGCGGAUUAGCAAGCUAACAGUUUUCAUUUUGAUUAAGAUUGAUUCCAGAGAAUUAUCUGUUGGUAGAGCUGCCUUGUCAAGUCUUCUUGGCGGUGUUGGCUACUUCUAUGGGCAGUCCAAAAUUGCACUUCCGAAAGGUUUUACACAAAAAAAUGGGGAUAAAUAUAUUCCAUAUUGGCCCGCUGCGUUAUAUACAGCUGUGCCCAGCCGCUCAUUCUUUCCAAGGGGAUUUCUGUGGGAUGAGGGCUUCCAUCAAUUAGUCAUUUGGCGUUGGGAUGUGCAUAUAUCUAUGGAUAUCAUUGGACAUUGGUUAGAUCUGCUUAAUUCAGAUGGAUGGAUUCCUAGGGAGCAAAUCUUAGGAGCUGAAGCUUUAAGUAAAGUUCCUGAGGAGUUUGUUCUGCAGUACCCUUCCAAUGGGAACCCUCCAACUUUAUUUCUUGCGAUACGUGAUUUGGCAAGUGGAAUACAUGCACAUCAGUUUUCAGAUGAGGAAGCUGAAAAGAUUUCCAGUUUUCUUGAAAGGGCUUAUAUACGGCUAAAUUCUUGGUUUCAGUGGUUCAACAGUACACAAUCAGGUAAAUACGAAGGCACCUUCUAUUGGCAUGGAAGAGACAACAUAACAACAAGGGAGUUGAACCCAAAGACUCUGACAUCUGGAUUGGAUGACUAUCCUCGUGCAUCUCACCCUAAUGAUGAAGAACGGCAUGUUGACCUUCGUUGUUGGAUGCUUCUAGCUGCAAAUUGCAUCCGUUCCAUUGCAGAGUUUCUUAAAAUGGAUGGUGCUCUUGAGAAGGAUUACUAUAAGAUAUCAAAUCAACUUUCUGAUUUCGGAACACUUAACAAGUUGCACUUGGAUGACAAAAUUGGUGCUUAUUUUGAUUAUGGUAACCAUACUGAAAAGGUUCGAUUGAGAUGGUUUGAUGUGAAAGACAAGGAUACUAUGAGACGAGAGUUCUUGCGGGAAACAUUACAACCCCCUCAGCUGCAGUUAGUACCCCAUGUUGGCUAUGUCAGCCUCUUCCCAUUCAUGAUGGGGACUAUUCCACCUGAAUCGUGGGUUCUUGAGAAGCAGCUCGAUCUGAUAUCUAAUACCUCUAUAUUGUGGACAGAUUAUGGCCUUCGAUCACUUUCUAGAAAAAGUUCAAUAUAUAUGAAGCGUAACACAGAGCAUGACCCGCCUUAUUGGAGAGGUGCCAUUUGGAUAAACAUGAACUACAUGGUACUUUCCGCACUACAUCAUUAUGCACAUGAGGAUGGUCCAUAUAGCGGCAGGGCAGGGGAAUUGUAUGACAAGCUAAGAUCAAAUCUUAUCCGGAAUAUCGUGCAGAAUUACGAUGAAACGGGGUUCUUCUGGGAAAACUAUGACCAGAAGAACAAAGGAAAGGGAAAGGGUGCACGGUCAUUUACUGGAUGGACUUCACUUAUUGUUCUGAUCAUGGCAGAGUCCUACCCAACAUUGCAUAGGUGA
Messenger RNA from Miscanthus lutarioriparius, 2166 nucleotides. The record is from the annotation of a GenBank genome assembly. NCBI's taxonomy places the organism in Eukaryota, Viridiplantae, Streptophyta, Magnoliopsida, Poales, Poaceae.